Messenger RNA from Plasmodium malariae, 999 nucleotides. RefSeq names its product RNA-binding protein musashi, putative (gene HoMu). The record is from RefSeq and is a predicted model, not a curated record. The transcript has a single exon. Gene Ontology annotation, molecular function: RNA binding. Lineage: Eukaryota; Apicomplexa; Aconoidasida; Haemosporida; Plasmodiidae. Bases 1 to 999 code for a protein of 332 amino acids.
AUGACAUCAGAAGAAAACGUAAACUACAACUCAAUGAGAUCAAAUUCACAUUCAUCACAGGAUAAAAAAAGUGUUGAACAUAAUUCGAAUGAAAAAGUUUUAAAAGAAGAUGAAUCAGAAGUAGAAAAAUUAAGACGAUUAAUUGCACCAUUAUCUAAAGAACAGUUAAUAGAUAUAUUAGCUACAUGCGCUUUAACUCAUCAAGAUAUACGUGAAAAGUGUAACGAAGCAGUAGCGUCAUCACCUUCAACAAGAAGGCUAAUGAUCAGAAAUAUUCCAUUUAGUACAAGAGAUGACCAAUUUUUAAAAUAUUUUGAAGCUUUUGGUGAAAUUGAAGAUGGUAUAAUAGUUAGGGAAAAAGAAGGUAGAUCGAAAGGUUAUGGUUUUGUUACAUUUAAAUAUGUCGAAUCUGUUCAGAAAUGCCUAAAAAGUAGUCAUACAUUAGAUAACAAAGAAUUACAGGUACGUUUAGUAGCUGACCCUUUUACAGAUCAUUAUCAAAAUAAAUUAUUUGUUCGAAAUUUAUCUCAAAAAACGAAUGUUGGUACAUUACGAGAUAUUUUUGAAAAGUAUGGUAAAUUGGAAGAAUGUGUUAUAAUACAUGAUAAUGAAGGAAAAUCAAAAGGUUAUGGUUUUUUAACCUUUUCUUCACCAAAAGAAGCUUUUAAAGUUAUGCAACAACCUGAACGCAUUAUUGAUAAUAGAGUAGUUUUCUUACAUUUUGCUGUGUCCCAGAAUUAUAAAAAAUAUCAGAACAAUCAAAAUUAUAUAAAAAAAAAUCAAAAUUAUAAUUAUUAUCAAAAAAACAAUAUGAAUAAUCGUAACAAUUUUGUUAGAAGAGCACCAGUGUAUCAUCACGAUAAUGAUUCGCCAAAUACUUUUAAUUAUCCGGUAUCAUUUGUUCCAAAUGUAUAUACGAAUGUUCCACAGGGGUAUCAGCUGAACUAUCCAGGUAAUAUGGAUUCUUUUAAUGCCUUCUAUAACAAUCCAAGAUAUUAA